AUGGAGCUGUGCGCAAGAUGCAGCUCCAUCACCCUCGGCGCUCUGAGGCAAGACUUGCCUGCCCGCCUGGCGUCUCGAUCGGGGUCCAAGCAGGGCAUGGUGUUGCGUGAAGAUGGCUCUACCCUGGCCCGGUCGGCAACAGAUUGCCGAUUGUGUGCCCUUAUUCAAGAGGCCCUCUUGAGCAGCCUCCAAAGCUCCGUCAGCGAGGGUGGUCCACAAGCGACGCUUUCAUUAGCUCCGGACGCCGUCGUUCUCGAGCCAAAAUCAGACUCCCAGGGAUCGACAUUUCCUGACCCUCCAACCGGGGGCUCGCAUCUGACGGGGUUCAAUGUCACUGCAACCGAGUCAACCACUGGACAGCUGCUGCAGGCCAAGGUCCGGCUCUACACAGACGGGAAACGAGGCCGACGUGGAAGAUAUGCGUCUUUGAGCCAUUGCUGGGGCUCUUCUGGGAGGCCGCCCUUGAAGACAACUCAGGCUAACCUCCAGAAGCAUCUUCAAGACAUUCCCUGGGCUUCGAUUCCAAAGACGUUUCAAGACGCGAUAACCGUUGCUCGCAGUAUAGGUCUCGCUUAUGUCUGGAUCGAUUCGCUCUGCAUUGUGCAAGAUGACCAUCAGGACUGGUUGAAAGAAUCAAAGCGCAUGGGCUCUAUAUACGAGCAGGCUGAAGUCACUAUCGCUGCUUCUCAUACCCCGGGCUGCUGGGAAGGAUUCUUCUUCCCUCGCCAUCCACCGCCUCCCUCCGUAGAGAUUCCUAGCUUUUUCUCUCAGGGUAGUGAUGUAUCUGAUGCAUCCAGGAUACAAGUUUUCGCAACUGUCCGGCGGGAUACUGCGGCCAACACCUUUCCAGAAUUUGGCACACUCAACAGCCGCGCCUGGGCCACUCAGGAAUGGCUCCUGUCAAGGCGCAUAGUUUUCUUCACCAAGGGAACUAUCAUCUGGUCGUGCAAAGCCAUCACACAGCGCGAGACUGGUGAGAGAUGCUAUAGUAUAUCACGGAAUACACGCUGGAAGAACAUCAUAGAGCAGUACAGCGAUCGCCAGUUGACCUAUGCAACGGACAGGCUGAUUGCGCUCGAGGGCCUGCGGAUGGAGCUGGGAAAGAAGAUUGCGUGUGAAUAUGCCUUUGGUGUCUGGAAGGAAUCUCUUCCCAACCAAUUUCUUUGGCAAGUGACCAGGAUAAUAGACGGAGCAGCCAUUUCGGAUCCUCUCAAGUUGCCGACCUGGACAUGGGCACAUGUUCCAUGCGGCGUGCGAUUUCUAGCCAUUGACAGAGCCAAAAAUUUGUGUGGCUCCAUUGCUUUGGAAGACGACAACCCGAGGCGAAUGAGUCUCCAAGCACGAGCGAAACGCAUCUCGGCUGUCUCAACAGUCUUGGGCCCUAAGCAAGGGGAUGUCGUUACCGAGGCCAUCUACGCGGAUAUCAGCACAUCUCAUGCCAAGCUGACCAGCUCCAUGGCCAAAUUCAUACCGUCCCAAGAUGGCUCUCCCAUCGGAUGGACCGUCUUCGAUCUCGCCUCAGAAGAUGUCACCUCUGGAGAAGUCCUGGCCGUCGCUCUCAUGGGAAGCAUUAGCCGGCGAGACGAGGAAGCCGAGCGGCGCCUUGGGAAGACGGUCUCAAAGAAGCUUCGACACUAUUGGGUGCUGAUGAUACGACGAAGGAGUGAUGGCAGAUAUUAUAGAAUAGGAGUAGGGAAGACGUAUGGGCAACAGUGGUGGCAAGACGCCGCUGUUGGGACUUUUGAUUUGGUGUAG
Molecule: messenger RNA, 1755 nt
Organism: Trichoderma aggressivum f. europaeum
Lineage: Eukaryota; Fungi; Ascomycota; Sordariomycetes; Hypocreales; Hypocreaceae
Exons: 2
Coding region: 1-1755 (584 amino acids)
Source: RefSeq, a predicted model, not a curated record